Molecule: messenger RNA, 989 nt
Organism: Thamnophis elegans (Western terrestrial garter snake)
Lineage: Eukaryota; Metazoa; Chordata; Lepidosauria; Squamata; Natricidae
Gene: INIP
Product: INTS3 and NABP interacting protein
Exons: 5
Coding region: 172-534 (120 amino acids)
Biological process (GO): DNA repair
Cellular component (GO): nucleoplasm; SOSS complex; nucleus
Source: RefSeq, a predicted model, not a curated record
GCCACAAGAAGGCGAGGAGCUCGCGCAGUCAUUGGGAAAUCCGGUCCGGAGGGAAGAUUCUAAACGGGAAGGCAGCAGGAGAGUCCAUCUGGGCAGGUGGAGGGGGGUGUAGAAUCUACCACGACGUGGGAAGUGGACAAUGGCUCAGCAGCAUAAACGAUCUUGGUGCAAAUGCAAAUUGUAGCUGCUUUUCAGAAAUUUAAGGGGGAAACAAGGAAGAUGACAUCAAAUCCUUCUGGACAAGGCUUUCCGAAUAAAAACAGGGUUGCAAUCUUGGCUGAACUAGACAAGGAAAAGAAAAAACUUCUGAUGCAAAACCAGUCUUCUACUAAUCACCCAGGAGCCAAUAUCUCUUUGGCUAGAUCCUCACUUAACAAGGAUUUUCGGGAUCACGCCGAGCAGCAGCACAUAGCAGCGCAGCAGAAGGCUGCUUUACAGCACGCUCAUGCCCAUUCUUCAGGAUAUUUUAUAACACAAGACUCAGCCUUUGGGAAUCUCAUUCUGCCUGUAUUACCACGGCUAGAUGUAGAGUAAGAGAAAAUUCAUGAAACAGAAAACAUCUGGAUUCAUCUAAGCUGCUUUUUCAACUUUUAGGGAAUCAUUUGUGAAAAGAACUGAGAAUUGUUCAAAAUGGUUUUGAUUUUGAAUUCCUGAUAUUUUGGUUUUGGGAGACAACAUAAAAUGUAUUCUGGAAAUAUGCUGCUUUUAUUCUAUUACAUAUGCAUUGUAUAAAGAACCUGUUUUCAUUUUCUAGUACACGUGAAUAAGGCUUAAAAUCAGAAAAUGGAGAGGGGAAGGAAGUACAGUGUCUCUGUAACAGAAAGAUCUAUAACUCUUACUACCCAUUUAUUAAAUCGGUUAUGCAUAAAUUUUACUGGUGAAUUGUAAUAGUUCCUAAUACCAUGAAAAGUAGAAUGUUGGAGUUUGCAAAUGAGAAAUAACUACAUGCAUGGGACAAAUGUUUCAAAUAAAUGUAAUGUUUAAUUUAA